AUGCCAUGCAACGCCCACUUUUUGCAGGGGAAGUUCAAGAAAACGCAAAAGGUACUUAAGCUGAAGAGGAUCAUCAACCCAAAAGACAGCAGGCUUCAACAGAACGGCCAAAAGGAAGUAAAAAAAAAUAUUCACAAAAAUGACGAGAAGGUAAAACAAGUAACCCAGAUAGAUAGUAACCUAUUUUUUAAUUACAAUGAAAAUCUGAGUCCACCAUAUAAUAUAAUCCUUGACACGAACUUUAUAAACUCCAGCAUACAAUAUAAGUUGGACAUAAUAAAAGGCUGCUCAGAAUUGCUGUUAGCCAAAUGCAAUAUCUACGUGACAGACUGCGUUGUGGCGGAAAUGGAAAAACUUGGCCAGAGAUUUUCCCUGGCCCUAAAAAUACUAAAGGAUCCAAGAUAUAUCAGACUGACCUGCACCCAUAAAGGGACUUAUGCAGAUGACUGCAUUGUCAACCGGGUCACUGAAAGCCGCUGCUAUAUCAUUGCAACCAACGAUAGAGAUUUGAAAAUCAGGUUAAGAAAAAUUCCGGGCGUUCCCAUUUUAUAUGCCAAAAAUUUUAAGUACAGAAUUGAGAGGCUUCCGGAUAAUAUAAUGAUAUGA
Plasmodium inui San Antonio 1 is the source of this 606-nucleotide messenger RNA. RefSeq lists its product as hypothetical. The record is from RefSeq and is a predicted model, not a curated record. NCBI's taxonomy places the organism in Eukaryota, Apicomplexa, Aconoidasida, Haemosporida, Plasmodiidae. Bases 1 to 606 code for a protein of 201 amino acids. Gene Ontology annotation, cellular component: small-subunit processome; nucleolus. The transcript has a single exon.